Budorcas taxicolor (takin) is the source of this 1716-nucleotide messenger RNA. RefSeq names its product meiosis 1 associated protein (gene M1AP). Bases 1 to 1716 code for a protein of 571 amino acids. The transcript has 10 exons. The record is from RefSeq and is a predicted model, not a curated record. Gene Ontology annotation, biological process: male meiosis chromosome separation; meiosis I; spermatogenesis. Lineage: Eukaryota; Metazoa; Chordata; Mammalia; Artiodactyla; Bovidae.
AUGAGCAAAUGCACUGAAGUUGAUGGUAUACUUGGUUUUAUUUCAGUGAAAAACUUGAGGUGUAGAGACUAUCUCAGUGGUGGCUACAGUUCCACCUCUGGUCUGGCUGCCAUGUAUCAUGGGCAAAUAGCUAGUAAAAGGCCCUCUAAUCCCACACAGAUGUACCAGCAACCUCCAAGGCUUCUCAUUGUGCAUAUUGCUCUACCAUCCUGGGCUGAUGUCUGCUCCAACCUCUGUGAGGCUCUGCAGAACUUUUUCUCUCUAGCCUGCAGCUUGAUGGGCCCCAGCCGCAUCCCUCUCUUCAGCUUAUACAUUGUACAAAAUCAGCACGAGUGCAUCCUCCCUUUUGUGCAAGUGAAAGGGAACUUUGCUAGGCUGCAGGCCUGCAUCUCAGAACUCCGCAUACUGCAAAGAGAAGGUUGUUUCAGACCACAAGGCACUUCUCUGCAGUUGGCAAUAGAGGAUGGGCUCCAGCAGUUCAAACAGUACAGCAGACACAUGAGCACAGGUGCAGCUCUGACCUACAGUUCCCUGGAGAUUACCGUUCUGACUUCACAGCCUGGAAAAGAGGUGGUCAAACAGUUGGAGGAAGGAUUGAAAGAUACAGACCUAGUCAGGAUCAGGAAGCUUCAGGUGGUUGAGAUCACGAAGGGAGUCCUAGAAUGUAUUAACUCAGCAUCCCCUGUUGAAGAGCCCAGCAAUGAGGAGAGUUCUAUCCUGGCAACUGACAUUGAUCUUCAGACUAUAGAUAGUGAUAUUGUCAGCAUGGAGAUUUUCUUCAAAGCCUGGCUGCAUAACAGCGGAACAGAUCAAGAACAUGUUCACCUCCUUCUUCCUUCACGGAGUAUCAGCAACAUUUCCAGAACCAGAGAUGAUUCAAUGUGCCUGAAAUGUGAUCUCCAAGAACGACUUCUCAGCCCAUCCCUACUCCCUGGAACAGCUGAUGGCUCCUUGAGGAUGGAUGACCCCAAAGGAGACUUCAGCACCCUCUACCAGAUGGUUUCCCAGUCAUCAGCCUCUUGUUACAAGCUCCGGGUGAUCAAGGCUCUAAAAUCCAGUGGGGUCUGCGAAUCAUUGACAUAUGGACUCCCCUUCAUCCUCAGACCCACAAGCUGUUGGCGGCUGGAAUGGGAUGAGCUGGAAACAAAUCAGCAGCAUUUCCAUGCUUUGUGUCACAGCCUACUGAAAAGAGAAUGGCUGCUAUUGGCCAAGGGAGAGCCCCUGAACCGAGAACACAAACUGAGAGAGCCCGCUAGCACCUUCUACGUGAUCCUGCCAUCCCACUCUCCCACUCUGCUGGUGAAGGCAGUGGCCACUCGGGAACUGAUGCUGCCCAGCCCUUUCCCCCUGCUACCUGAGGACAUGCCUGCUGACAGCCUUAAGGCUGUGGAGAGCAUGCUUGAUGACCUUGAACUAGAAUCCACCUACAACCCCUUGCAAGUCUGGAGCCACCUGUACUCACACCUGAGCAGCACCUUUGCCAACCCUCAUGGCCGGUUCCACCCAAGCUCGAAGAGCCGGGCUGUAAGAAAGGCUGAGCCUUUGCAAAUAAAUCGAGUGCGAGCUACAGUGGCCCCUCUGCAUAUGACUCCAGCCCCUGGCAGAGCCCCCAAGAUGCCAGCAGCCAGCAAAGCUUCCUCAGAAGUCUUCUUCCAGCCUCCUAUGGAAGAGAAGGAGGAAGAAGAGGCAGAGGAGGAGUAUCCCUCAGGGCCCUAA